This is a messenger RNA of Rosa chinensis, 1497 nucleotides long. RefSeq lists its product as uncharacterized. Lineage: Eukaryota; Viridiplantae; Streptophyta; Magnoliopsida; Rosales; Rosaceae. Bases 183 to 968 code for a protein of 261 amino acids. The record is from RefSeq and is a predicted model, not a curated record. The transcript is spliced from 2 exons. Gene Ontology annotation, molecular function: protein binding.
CCACGUUCUUUGUGGUUGUCCGUUGACCAUGGAAUUUGGUCAGUAUCGUGCAUCGUAUCUGAUCCAAUCACCUGCAAAGUCCAACUGAGACGCACCAACGAACCCAAAUCUGAGAUCCAGCCACACAAGCUUGCUUUCAUCUGGGUGGUUCUAAUUCACCUUUGCCUACCGAUUGUCUGCUAAUGGCGAAGAAAAGGCAAAGACAGCUGGUGGAAAAUCCCCCGCACAAGAAAAGUACUCCGAGUGGUGGUCUUGUUGACGCUUCAAACUCAGACAACGAUCUGGAUCUGCAGGAUAGUUGGGUGAUUGUCAAAAGGCAGAGAGUCAACAUUUUAGUACCUGGACUUCCUGUUGCUAAUAAAUCACCACUCCCAAGCCCAGAACCAAGUCAGCUGCAACAACUCGUGGCUAGAGAAACAGUAGAAAGUGGACCACAGCUUCCUGCCGAUACACAUCCCAAAACGACUUUAGUUCAUGAGAAAAAGAAGAUUAAACCUGUUGCCCCUAAAAGGGCUGUGCAACUUGCUAAGAAAGCUUCUCCUGCUGCUGAAUACGUUCCAACCGUUUCCCAGUCAAUGAGGCGAGAAUUAAGCACAAAAUCACGGACCCCAGAUCAGAUGGCUACUUCACAGUAUCAGAGAGCACUAGGAGUAACUAUGACCUCGAAAGCCAUCAUGCAGCAAAGAAGAUUACAACAUGUUUUCCUGGAUCAGGGAAUGUUGCUGAAUGAAAGGCUGAGAGCUCGGAAUAUUGAGAGGAAGAUUCAGAAUGCUGGUGGGUUAAGCAGGUGGUUAGCAUCAUUGGGACUGGGGCAGUUUGUUAGAAUUUUUCAGAGGAAAGGUUUCAGUAAAUUUCAGUUGGUGAAUUUGAACAUGAAAAAGCUCAAAGAUAUGGGUGCAAAUGCAGUCGGGCCAAGAAGGAAAUUGAUGCAUGCUAUAGACUGCUUUUGCCAACCAUCCUAUUAUUAAGCAUUCAAAAUUCAUUUACCUGAAUGUACAAGCUGAUCAGACAAGCACAGGAGAAAAAUCCCCUUCAAGCUGUUGGUCCAAGUUGUGUACAGUUUUUGGAUUUGUGUAUUUUUAUCAAAAGAAAAUGUCAACAAUGUGCACCGGCCAGCAGUUUCUACUUUGUAAAAUUUCUUGGAUCAAACGGUUGAAUAUCAAAGGUACAGGCCUCUACAGAGCAGAAUGGCAAAAGAGGUUCAGGUACAUGAUUACUACUUUUAUGGAUAAACCUCUAUCCACAAUAAUCGGGUAUUGAGAAUGCUACAUGAAGUGGGGUUUAUGAAAACUUGUGUAUUGCCAAAUAGAUCAUACAAUUCAGUACAUUCAGUAAAUUAGAACUAGAAGAAAUGUGUUCGAAGUGUCAGCUUAAGUGAAGUAAUUUCGUUUUCUCGUACCUUCAUUCUUUUCCAAUCUUCCUGUUAACAUCUGUUAUAAUAAUACAGAAUAUCAACGGUAUAUAUUCUUUUCCGAUAGCAGUAAAUAAACCUUUAUA